This is a messenger RNA of Drosophila erecta, 1613 nucleotides long. Its product is annotated as glycoprotein-N-acetylgalactosamine 3-beta-galactosyltransferase 1. The record is from RefSeq and is a predicted model, not a curated record. The coding region runs from base 18 to 1142 and encodes 374 amino acids. Gene Ontology annotation, molecular function: N-acetylgalactosaminide beta-1,3-galactosyltransferase activity. Lineage: Eukaryota; Metazoa; Arthropoda; Insecta; Diptera; Drosophilidae. Gene Ontology annotation, cellular component: membrane. The transcript has 4 exons.
GGCAAGUCAGUGAUUUAAUGGCCGGGGAAUGCAUCACACUGGAGAACCCGUCCACAUACCCGGGCUUCCACUAUAAUUCCAAUGGGUUCGCGAGCGGCAAGUACUACCGCUCCGGCCAGCGGAUCUCCACCAAUCGCCUGGUCCUGCUCCUCCUGCUGUUGAGCAGCACGCUGAUCGUGCUCUAUGCCUAUUGGGAUGUGAUGGUGCUCACCGCCGGCACACUGCCCCUGGCCAGAGGCACUAGCUCCGUUGAUAGCAUGGAGUCCGGACUGGGCAACGAAAGCCUGGCCGAGAAGCUGUAUCGGGAGGUGAGGGUCCUGUGCUGGGUGCUCACCACACCCAAAUACCACAAGACCCGUGCCAUUCACAUCAUGCGAACCUGGGGCAAACGCUGCAAUAAGAUCUACUUCAUGACCUCGGAGCCGGACGACGAGCUGCCCACCGUGGUGCUGACCAAGCCGGACCGAUACGAGGUGCUGUGGGGCAAGACCAAGGAGGCCUUCGUCCACAUCCACGAGCAGAUGCGCAACGAGGCGGAUUGGUUCAUCAAGGCGGACGACGACACCUACCUCUUUUUGGAAAACCUGCGCUACAUGCUCUACCCGUAUUCUCCGGAGAUACCUAUUUAUUUUGGGUUCAAUUACAAGAUGGUUGGCACACACCAGAAGAACGAGUCGUACAUGUCCGGCGGCAGUGGCUACGUGCUGAGCCGCGAGGCUCUCAGGAUCUUCGCCGAGGGCCUAAACGACACCUCCAAGUGCCGCCAGGAGGACGAUCACGCCGAGGACGUCGAGAUGGGCAAGUGCCUGUUCAACCUGGGCGUGAAGGCGGGUGAUUCCCGGGACGAGCAGCUGCGCAACCGCUUCUAUCCCGUAGCUCCCUUUGGGGCCCUCCUCUCGGGCAACGUGGGCUUGGACUUCUGGUUGUACACGUACGCCUACUACAACGUGAGAUCGUGCAUGGACUGCCUGUCGGAGUACCCGGUGGCCUUCCACUACGUGAACAGCAAGCAGCUGUACGUGUACGAGUACUUCAACUACCAGUUCCAGCUCUCCGGAAGAGCGCCGGUGGUGGAGCGGCUGCCCAAGAAGAUCCGGGAGGAGGAGCUGGUCAUCCCCGAGAGCGACAAUCCGAUGUCCUAGGCAGGGGCCAGUCCUUCCGUCACUCCAGGAUCAGCAAUCUCUAGUUUUCCAUCUAUUUUCAGCCUUUUUUUUCCUGCGUGCUUAUCGUAUAUUUAAUAUAUUAUGGGUAUAAGGCGGACGUGCCAAGGCUGCCAGAUGCUGUCCUGCUGCGACUCCUCCUCCUUGCCCGACCCGAUCCACGUCCAAGUUUAUCUAUUCAUGCAUUUAUUAUUGAGCAGCUUGUGGCAGACGGACCACACGAUGGCAGCCAAAGGACAAUGGUGGCCAGCAGGGUGUACCUUCACUCUUUGUUCUCCAACGAGGACUUCAACAAUGCUGGUCCAGAAAAUCUUAUUGGUCGCCACUAUAUUGGUAUCAAAUUAAAACUUAAGUGUAAUGAAAAUAACUGCAAUCUCUAAUAAGUAUGUUGAAUGGUGAAAAUUAGAGUUGCCAGCUUAAAGCGUUGCAUUAAUGCAUUAAAUUAUUUGCUUU